AUGGUUGUGAUUUGGCUGUGUAUUUGUGCUUCCAUACUAACUGUAUCUUCGCACCCUAUUGGCGAAGGUGAACAAGAAUCAGGGUAUACCAACGUUGACAACCAACUAGAGUAUUUACGUGGAAAGAGGUUGAAUAACAAUGUCUACGCUAUCACGCCUUGCGCUGCCGCCGCCGCCGCCAACUCUCAAGCAAGAAUUCCUGACCAAUACUUCCCUGAAGCCAGAUAUUACGUCCCUAAUACUUAUGGAUACGAAAACACGUACAGAGUAGAAGACCCGUAUAAAGAUGCGAGAGAAAUGUUGAAAUUUUCUGACACCAAUUUCAUGGAACCAGCGAGAUUCGCCUACAGGAUGGCCCCUACCUACGUGCCUGUUAACACAAAUGAAAUCCCAGCUGCAACAGCUGCGUAUGGAAUAUUCCCAAAUGCUAAUAUGGGAACUUGUAAUGUACCCCUACUUUUUAGCUGUUCCCCUUCGGUGGUCACUGGGCAAAUGGUGAAACCUGAGACGCAAGUGUAUGGCAGUCCCCCAGUCUCUCCAGGGGUGCCUUCACAUCCAGACGGCUACCGUGGCGUUGACGACCAUUACCAAAGAAUCCAUGCAAACCAAGAGCAAGCUAUGUACGAUACUCUAACCCCAGUUAAAAAAGUCCCCGCAGCUCAUUCGAAUGAAAAAUUAACGUGAAUAUGAUUGACUUGUAUUGUUUUUAAUUUAUUGUAUUUUUGUUUAAUUUAGUUUUUUUAGGAUCAAAAGAUUAGGAUUAAUAAUGAUGACUGCAUUUAAUUAAUUUUAAUCGCGAAUAAAAGUGUUUUAAUUUGUAAUGUAGUGCUAUUUUUUAGUUUUAAGUUGUAGCUGUAUAAUGUAUUAGUGUGUAGUUUGUAGUUAUAUGUAACAAAUGUAUUCAGAUGGAAGAAGAUGGUAUAAAUAAUUAAUGUAUCUAAUAAAGUUUAUU
Molecule: messenger RNA, 952 nt
Organism: Bicyclus anynana (squinting bush brown)
Lineage: Eukaryota; Metazoa; Arthropoda; Insecta; Lepidoptera; Nymphalidae
Exons: 1
Coding region: 1-684 (227 amino acids)
Source: RefSeq, a predicted model, not a curated record